AUGUUUUGUCAGAAGAUCAAGUUUCCUGUGGAGAUCUCGGUCGAGGAAGUAAAGGGUGACCAAUUAACCUCCUACCGGUGCUACAUUGAAAUGGUAAAGAUGGAGGCACAUGCCACUCGGAAAGCACAGCGGUUGGAGGUGAAUGCAAUCCUUGAAGAGCCUCCCACCCUUGUCUAUGAAGAAAAGGAAGAAGUUCAGGUGCAUCCCACCCGACUGGAGACCACAACUUUUAUAGUGACUGAUCUAAGCGUGGAGAAGAAGGUGGAGCUGGUCGCCUAUCUAAGGAAAAACCAUGAUGUGUUUGCAUGGGUGACUCACGAGCUCUUGGUCUCCAAGACAGACAACAAAUGGAGGGUCUGCAUUCACUUCCACAAUCUGAACAAGGCUUUCCCAAAGGACUACUUUCUACUGCCACAUAUUGACCAGAUGGUGGAUUUCACGAGCAACUGCGAGCUGAUCUACAUACUGGACCAAUUUAAUUUAUUCGGUUCUUUAUUAAUCUCACUCUUCUCGCUGAGAGGAUGUUCUAAUUACGCAUCCUUGACUAGGUUUGGCGGACCAGAGGAUCCCAUCCCGGUUUGGGGUUCCUUUUUUAUCUUUCCCCUUUUCUCCGCCUCGACUCUCGAUCGUCGGCGCACUGUAAGUUCCAUCGCACCUCGCCGAGUUCGUUGCUUUCGCUUCUGGGGUUGCCCUGAAAUUAUACUGAUUGAGGAUGAUGAUGAUGAUGAUGGCAUUGAAAUCUACCCUUCUGAGCUUCGAGAUCAGUUAUUUAGGUCCCCACUGUAUUCAAGUCACUGGGAAUCUUUAAUUGGUGGAGAGGAUUUGGAGCUUCGUCUUGGAAUUGGAGCUUAUGGAGAUUUGAACUCUAAUAGAUGGGACACCAAAGUCGAAAACCCAAAUGCACAGAAAUCCAGGAAGGCAUUAAGCAGCCAAUACCCAUUUGGUAACGAAGAGGUAAAGUUGCGAUGUUCUAUAUGCAUGGACACAAUGAAGGAGGAGACAUCCACCACUUGUGGCCACAUUUUUUGCAACAGUUGCAUCACCAAUGCCAUUCACGUGCAGCGGAAAUGCCCAACCUGCCGGCUGAGUCUCUCUAUGAGCAAUAUUCACCGAAUAUACCUCCCAGGAGCAAGUUCUUAACAAAGACCGAGUGGAUUACUUAACAUCUCAAUUGAGCGUACCGCUUUGGAUCACUUUGAGACUUCUUCUAUGAGCUAGCUCCUUAGACGAUUUUGACCAUCUUCAUUGGCCCCGUAGAAGGGCUUUGUGCAUGAUGGAUUGGAAGCUGUAACGUGAGAGUAAUUGUGUAUGUUUUGUGAAUGAGAAGGCGUUAGGCGAGUUGUGGUUUGUUUGAACUCGACUGUAAUAAGAACCUUGAUCACUGAUUGAUCUUAUCCUUGAAAGAGCCUUGAACUGGAUUGUUGAACGUUCUAAACUGUAUGUAAUGAGCCAAGCUUGAUGAGAUUGACUGUUGGAGGCACUGUUCUAUUAUAUGGUGUCAGAUCC
This is a messenger RNA of Zingiber officinale, 1506 nucleotides long. RefSeq lists its product as uncharacterized. The coding region runs from base 1 to 1140 and encodes 379 amino acids. Lineage: Eukaryota; Viridiplantae; Streptophyta; Magnoliopsida; Zingiberales; Zingiberaceae. The transcript is spliced from 7 exons. The record is from RefSeq and is a predicted model, not a curated record.